GUCGGAGCUCUGAGUCCGGCCGGGGUGUCGGGUCAGGUAAAGGGAGUUGUAGGUUUAGCGGGGGAUACGCGCUCCAGGGACACGGCUCCUGUCUGAAGAGCUCCCGGGCUGUGACAGCAAAAAGUACAGGGCUGAAGCAGUGUCCACAGCCCUUGCGUGGGAGCUGAAACUCCCCUGGGUUGCCGCGGGGCGGGAGGCAGGCGGAGCGCCAGGGAGAACCUCUGCUGCAUCCUCAGCACUCCGGCUUCCAAAGGGAACCAGUGACUUGCUCCAGCUCUGGGAGGCUUCUCAGCCACGGCCCUCCCUGCUCUGAGUGAGAUCUGCUGUGGGCAGGAUUUAGGAUAAGCUCUCCCUGUCUUUUGAUAUCUCCCUUGUGAGAAGACCCAGGUUGCUGGCUCCAUCAGACUCGAUCAUUUACUCUUUUUAUCUGUAACAGGUUCUACUGAAGCCUUUACACUUUUUGCCUGGAAGUUGGAUGGUAAAUCUAAUACCAGUUUGGCUGAUGUUUGUCUAGAACACACAUCUUAAAAUGCAGUCACAAGAUGGAGACUCGGACAAGGGCCUUGGAGGGGAGGUCACUGUGCCAGAGGAGUCAGGAGAGUCUGGGAAUGACACCAGUAACAAAGCUGCCCAAACAGAAAAUAGAGGUGAUUCUGGCAGCAUAGUGUGUGAACUACAAGUGCAGCUAGAAGGUGCAGAACAAGAGUCUGAAGAGAAGAAUAUUGAAGAUACAAUUGACCUAAGACAGUCUAAAGGCAGCUUGAAUGAGUACAGCACUGGAGACACCUUCCAAAGAGUGCAAAAAGAUGGCAAAACUCAAGAGAAAGCCACGCCUAGAGCAGAUCAACAGAAGGAGCAGAAAUCCAACAGGGAUCAGAAAUCAGUAAUCAGCUCAUACAACCAAAGGACAGAAGAAAAGAAGGGCUGUGUAAGAAUGACAAAAAAGGUUCUGCAAAACAUCUGUAAACAGCAGAAAUUGUACUGGACCCCACACCUAAAUGAUACACUUUAUUUGCAUUAUAAAGGAUUUGACCGCCUGGAGAAUCUUGAAGAGUACACUGGCUUGAAGUGUUUGUGGCUCCAAGGCAACUGCUUAACCAAAAUUGAGAACUUGGAGGCUCUGACAGAGCUGCGUUGCCUCUACUUGCAACUCAAUUUAAUUAACAAAAUUGAAAACCUGGAAGCCUUGCAGAAGCUGGAUGCCCUCAACAUCAGUAACAACUACAUUAGGACCAUUGAGAAGCUCUCCUGUCUGAAGGUCCUGCAGACUCUGCAGAUGGCUCACAAUAAGUUACAGACAGUGGAAGACAUCCAGCACUUGCAGGAGUGCCCAAGUAUUUCUGUCCUGGAUCUUUCCCACAACAAUCUAAGUGAUCCAACUAUUAUCACUGUUCUGGAGACCAUGCCCAACUUGCGUGUGCUGAAUUUGAUGGGAAAUGAAGUGAUAAGGAAAAUUGCUAAUUACAGGAAAACACUUAUUGUUCAACUAAAACAACUAAUGUAUCUGGAUGACAGACCAGUUUUCCCAAGGGACAGAGCCUGUGCAGAAGCCUGGGCUGUUGGAGGGCAUGCAGCUGAGAAAGCAGAGAGGGAAAAAUGGGAAAACAAAGAGAGAAAAAAAAUCCAAGACAGCAUCAAUGCUUUAGCAGCAAUCAGGAAAAGGGCAGAGGAAAAGAAGAGACAAAAGGACAUGGAAGAAAGUGGUGCAAGUGCAAAAUGUGGGAAUGGAAGUACAACAGACAUCCUAGAAGGAGCACCUGCAAGUUCAGAUGACAGGGAUGGAAAUGCAAAUACAUCAGAGACUUCAAAUAUAUCAGAAAAGGAAGGAACUCAAGAGGAGACUGAGAAAUUUAAAAAUGAAAGUUUUGAUGCUUGUGUUGAAGUGAUAACACUUCUUCCAAACAAGGGAGAUAGCACAGAUUUCCCAGCUGGAAAUAUCCCUGUUAGAAUUCAAGAGGAUGCACAAGAAUCAAACUCUUACAGACACUCCAACAAGAAGACAGAGGAUCUCCCAAGAGGGGAGGCAGCCACCCCAAAGGCCAUGCUUCCUGAACUGGAUGAACAUGCUGAAAUGGAGCAGAUCAAACUAGAGACACCAGAGAAACUUUAUCUUGAGGAACUGCCUGAUUUAGAAGAUAUGGAUGUAAAUGAAUUUUCCCCAGAAGAGGAAUUCUUUGUUCAAAAGCAGGAACAUCACCCAAAGAUUGAAAUCAUCUCUGAAACAACAAAUGCCGGUGAUUCCGCGUCAGAGCAGAACAAUCCCAGCGUGCCUGAGAAUUCAGCAGGAGAAGAAGUUCCAACAACCAUUUUUUCAAACGUGUGUAAGAUACACAAAGAGGAUGAGAAGGAACACCUAAGACCCCUCGUUGAAAGCUUCUUGACAGAACCUGCUGAUUCAGAAAGAUACCUGCAGGUCAAAGAUCAACAAGCAGCCCCCUCGAAACCCUUGAUACAAGAGGUUGUCACUGAGCCCAAGGACAAUCUAGUGUUGUCACCAGUCUGCAGUCACCCUGAUGGCCCAUGGGAGGAGGAUGGUAAGACUGCAGUGACUUGCCCUGGUAAGACUACACUGACAUAAUUAAUCAGAGAGAAAUCUGGGUGGCACAUACACCUGGGAUUUUUCCAGCUCUUGUUGACAACAUUUUCAGUCCACUGUUAGUUAACGCUCACCUCUUCCUUCUGUUUGGGUGGGAAUCCUAAUAAAUAAGGAAUUCAAAUGUUAUUUUCUCUUCUUUGACACGGGAGUUCUUGCUGAGUUUUAUUUGAAUGUUUUUUAAAAGUUGGGCUCUACGUUUUUUUUCCAGUAUUAAAGACCACCAGUGAGUUUCUUGUCCCUUUUGCCUUCAUGCUUUUGACAGGGAGUAGCAGAGCUGGAGAAGUACAGGGCCUGGCUGAGGGGGCUGGGUGUCCUCACAAAGCACGUGAUGACAAGGGUGCUGAGAGUGGUUUAGAUUAAUCACUUGGAAAACAAACCAACAGGCCUAAAUCUGGAGCCCAGGGCCUGGCUGCCUGCACGUGCUGAUUCUCAACAUGCCAAGUUUGGCAGUGGGUUCCCUAGAGCUGACAUCAUGCUUAUUAUGGGAGAAAAGGACUUGUGUUCUGGUUGGUCAGAGGCUGUUGCAGCCUCUGGCAUCUGACCUGCAGGGCAGAACUUCUGUGUCAGCCUGAGAGAAGCUGGUCAUCCUGUGUGACCUGCAGGUAACCAGUGAGUGCCCUGUGCUCCCACUGCCAGGGCUGCUCCAAGCUCCUCAGGGCAGCCAGCAGUGCUCACUCCCUUUGGAAGGGUUAAAUUCCAGUCUCUUAGGCCAUUUUUUCCCCUUGCAUCCUUCUAGGAAUUACUGGGUUAUACGUUUAUGUCUCCGGGUUUCAUUACACAGGUGGUUUGAGUGCAUAAUGUCACAUGUUCCUGUCAUGUGAGCUAAAUAAAGAUUCUGCUUGUAACCA
This is a messenger RNA of Apus apus (common swift), 3444 nucleotides long. RefSeq names its product dynein axonemal assembly factor 1 (gene DNAAF1). Gene Ontology annotation, cellular component: axoneme. The coding region runs from base 530 to 2578 and encodes 682 amino acids. Gene Ontology annotation, molecular function: dynein complex binding; protein binding. Gene Ontology annotation, biological process: cilium assembly. NCBI's taxonomy places the organism in Eukaryota, Metazoa, Chordata, Aves, Apodiformes, Apodidae. The transcript has 12 exons. The record is from RefSeq and is a predicted model, not a curated record.